CACACUGUCCUUUGGCCUGGAUGACCUCAUAUAAAUCCCCUCCUGUUCUAAUUCACUGCCCACAGCCCUGCUGAUAAAAGCAAAGCUCAUCUCUGCGCUGCUGCAGGGAACCCUGUUUCCUUCCCCUGCAGCUCAGGCGCCUCCUCCUCUCAGGUCUGCCAGCCAUGAAAUUUCUUUUCUUGUUUCUUGCCAUCCUUCUGGCCACAGAAGUACCAGUGAUAUCAGUAGAGUGUUGGAUGGAUGGACACUGCCGGUUGUUGUGCAAAGAUGGUGAAGACAGCAUCAUACGCUGCCGAAAUCGUAAACGGUGCUGUGUCCCUAGUCGUUAUUUAACAAUCCAACCAGUAACAAUUCAUGGAAUCCUUGGCUGGACCACUCCUCGGAUGUCCACAACAGCUCCACAACCGAAGAGAAAUAUACAUAAUGGAUAGAAAUGACUUUGUUUCAGAUUGUUUAGGCUCCACAUUUAAUUAAAACUCACAAAUUUA
Messenger RNA from Macaca mulatta (Rhesus monkey), 488 nucleotides. Lineage: Eukaryota; Metazoa; Chordata; Mammalia; Primates; Cercopithecidae. The record is from RefSeq and is a predicted model, not a curated record.